This is a messenger RNA of Magnusiomyces paraingens, 1824 nucleotides long. RefSeq lists its product as uncharacterized. Gene Ontology annotation, biological process: protein folding. Lineage: Eukaryota; Fungi; Ascomycota; Dipodascomycetes; Dipodascales; Dipodascaceae. The record is from RefSeq and is a predicted model, not a curated record. Gene Ontology annotation, cellular component: endoplasmic reticulum; endoplasmic reticulum membrane. Gene Ontology annotation, molecular function: calcium ion binding. The transcript is spliced from 2 exons. The coding region runs from base 1 to 1824 and encodes 607 amino acids.
AUGAAGUUUUCGCAAUUGGCGCUUUCGGCUCUGGUCGCCGCUUCGGUUAAGGCCAGCAUUGACAUUGAUCAGGAUUUAAAUUUCGACGACGUAAUUGCCCCCAAGGCUGGCAACCCAAAGAUGAAUGUCAAGAGUUCUCGUCCUAAGGAAGAAAAGCCCAAGAUUGAGCAUCCUCCUUUUGAGCCUCUUGCUGCUCCUAAGGGCGCUUUGUUUUUUGAGCAAUUUACCGAUGAUACUGCUGGCCGAUGGAAGGCUUCUAAUGCUGUCAAGGCUGGUACCGAUGGCGAGUUUUCCUACGUUGGUAAGUGGGCUAUUGAAGAGCCCACUGUCUUCCCUGGCUUUAAGGGUGACAAGGGUCUUGUUGUCAAGAGUCCUGCUGCUCAUCACGCUAUUUCUGCCAAGUUUAACAAGCCCAUUGACAACAAGGACAAUACGCUUGUUGUUCAGUACGAAGUCAAGCUCCAGAAAACUCUGGAGUGCGGUGGCGCUUACAUUAAGCUUCUUUCAGAAAAUGAAAAGCUCCAUGCUGAGGAGUUUAGCAACGACACCCCUUACCAGGUCAUGUUUGGCCCCGACAAGUGUGGCUCUACCAACAAGGUUCACUUUAUCAUUCGCCGCAAGAACCCCAAGACUGGUGAAUACGAGGAAAAGCAUCUUAAGAAUCCUCCUCCUGCUCGUCUCAACAACCUUUCCAAUCUUUACACUUUGAUUAUCAAGCCCACACAGGACUUUGAGAUCCGUAUCGAUGGCAAGGUUGUCCGUGCAGGCAAUCUCCUUGAUGAGGGUGUUCUUUUGCCUUCUCUUUCUCCCCCCAAGGAGGUUGAUGAUCCCAAUGAUACCAAGCCUGAGGAUUGGGUUGACGAUGUUACCAUUCCUGAUCCUGAGAAUGCUAUCAAGCCCGAGGACUGGGAUGAGGAUGCUCCUGCUAAGAUUCCUGAUCCCAAGUCUGUCAAGCCUGCUGAUUGGGAUGAGGAAUUGCCUUUGUACAUUCCUGAUCCUGAGGCCAAGAAGCCUGAAGAUUGGGAUGAUGAGGAGGAUGGAGAGUUUGUUGCUCCUGAGAUUGAGAACCCUGAGUGUGCGACACAUGGCUGUGGUCCCUGGAAGGCUCCUCUUGUUCCCAAUCCUGAUUACAAGGGCAAGUGGGUACAGCCCAGAAUUCCCAAUCCUGAUUACAAGGGCGAAUGGGCACCCAAACUUAUCCCUAACCCUGAUUACUAUGAGGACAAGACUCCUUCUGAUCUUGAGCCCAUUGGUGCUGUUGGUAUUGAGUUGUGGACUAUGCAGAACAAUAUUUUGUUUGAUAAUUUUUACUUUGGUCACUCUGUUGAGGAGGCUGAGUUUGUUGGAAACAAGACAUUUGUUCCUAAGCUUGCCAUUGAACAGGCUGAGGAGAAUGCUAAGGCUGAAUCCAUUAAGCCUAAGGACGAUAAGCCCCGCAAGUCAUACCCCACUCGAUUGGAUCACUUUAAGGAUGAUCCAGUUGACUUUGUUGUUGAGACUGCCCGUCACUUUAUUUUGAACUUUUCACUUGAUCCUGUUGAGACCAUUAAGGCUGAUCCUCUUGUCUUUUUGGCCUUUGUUGCAUCUGGCUUUACUUUGUUUGCUGUUUUCUUUGGCAUUUUGGGUGCCAUUGGUUUCUUGUUCAAGUCUUUGAUUUUUGGUUCUUCCAAGAAGCCUGCUGCAUCUGACAAGAAGAAGGUUGAGCCUGUUGAAAAGAAGGAGGGUGAGGUUGAGAAGAAGAAUAAGAAGGAGGAUGAGGCUUCUACUUCGUCCAAGGCCACUGAGACCACAGCUGUUAAGCGUGCGACCAAGGAAGAUGAAUAA